This is a messenger RNA of Dicrocoelium dendriticum, 486 nucleotides long. Lineage: Eukaryota; Metazoa; Platyhelminthes; Trematoda; Plagiorchiida; Dicrocoeliidae. The record is from the annotation of a GenBank genome assembly.
AUGCAUGAUGGUGCUGCUGCUGCUGCUGCUGCUGCUGCUGAUGAUGAUGAUGAUGAUGUCGAUGAUAAUGAUGAUGAUGAUGAUGAUGAUGAUGAUGAUGAUGAUGAUGAUGAUGAUGAUGAUGAUGAUGAUGAUGAUGAUGAUGAUGAUGAUGAUGAUGAUGAUGAUGAUGAUGAUGCUGAUGAUGAUGAUGAUGAUGAUGAUGAUGAUGAUGAUGAUGAUGAUGAUGAUGAUGAUGAUGAUGAUGAUGAUGAUGAUGAUGAUGAUGAUGAUGAUGAUGAUGAUGAUGAUGAUGAUGAUGAUGAUGAUGAUGCUGAUGAUGAUGAUGAUGAUGAUGAUGAUGAUGAUGAUGAUGAUGAUGAUGAUGAUGAUGAUGAUGAUGAUGAUGCUGAUGAUGAUGAUGAUGAUGAUGAUGAUGAUGAUGAUGAUGAUGAUGAUGAUGAUGAUGAUGAUGAAUACUGCAUACUGGUUCGAAGCAGCGAAUAG